Molecule: messenger RNA, 1179 nt
Organism: Vicia villosa (hairy vetch)
Lineage: Eukaryota; Viridiplantae; Streptophyta; Magnoliopsida; Fabales; Fabaceae
Product: proteasome subunit beta type-2-B-like
Exons: 3
Coding region: 110-727 (205 amino acids)
Biological process (GO): proteasomal protein catabolic process
Cellular component (GO): proteasome core complex, beta-subunit complex; cytosol; proteasome core complex
Molecular function (GO): peptidase activity
Source: RefSeq, a predicted model, not a curated record
GACAUGGCUUUUUCGUUUUCAACACGAAAAGGGGUUAUAUUUUUCUAGCAUAAACAGUUUCAGGUGACUGAAAUUGGAAACGAAAAUCAGAAAAACUCAGAAAUCGAUUAUGGAGUGUGUAUUCGGAUUAGUAGGAAAUGAUUUCGCUGUUGUGGUAGCUGAUUCGUCAGCAGUACACAGCAUCCUCGUUCACAAAUCCAAUGAAGACAAGAUCAUGUUUCUAGAUUCUCACAAACUCAUUGCUGCUAGUGGAGAACCCGGUGACAGGGUUCAGUUUACUGAGUAUGUUCAAAAGAACGUUGCUUUGUAUCAGUUCCGUAAUGGAAUCCCUCUCACGACUGCCGCUGCCGCUAAUUUCACUCGUGGCGAGCUCGCCACCGCUCUCCGCAAGAACCCUUACUCUGUGAACAUCCUUCUUGCUGGUUAUGACAAAGACAUAGGCCCGUCACUAUACUACAUUGACUACAUUGCAACCCUUCACAAGCUUGAAAAGGGAGCUUUUGGUUAUGGUUCCUAUUUCUCACUGUCAAUGAUGGACAGACACUUCCAUAGUGGAAUGUCUGUGGAAGAAGCAAUUGAUCUUGUUGAUAAGUGCAUUAUGGAAAUCAGAUUAAGGUUGGUUGUCGCACCUCCAAACUUUGUUAUCAAGAUUGUUGAUAAGGAUGGUGCAAGAGAGUAUGCAUGGCGUGAAUCAGUCAAGGAUGCUCCUGCACCUGCAGCCGAGUAAACUGUAUUCCUUAUCACGAUUGGACUUCUUUUCAACAAAUUUUUCCUUCCACUUUCUCAUUUCUAAAUGGUUUUGAGAUAUAAUCUGAAAAUCAUAGUCUCUAAAUGGUCGAAAGAAAAACACUAUGUUGUUUGAAUUAAUAUGUAUGACUAGAUUUUAAUACACCUCAAGACUGUAAUUUGAAAAUUGAAGGGGUUGAAUAUUGCUUGAGGAAAGGUCUAGUGAAAAAUGAAGUGAGCUAUUUAUGUUUGUGUGAUUGUUUCUAAUCAUGUGCUAAUCAUGUGAACAUCGACACUGGAAUGUUUUCACAAUAUUGUUUCUAAUUAAGUGGUAAUCUAGAGAAAAUCAAUGUAUUUUUGUGACAAAUAACUAAUGUAGUAUGUACAUCCUGGGAAAUUAUAAUAAGUUGGGUUAUGGCUAUAAACGGGGUUAAGUCAACCCACUUCUAAAAA